UCUGAUGUUGAAGAUGACGUAGGGCCAUUCCUUGAGGUUUCCGUAUCUCAAAAUCUUAUCCCUCUCAGUCAAAAAAUCUUAUUUCUACGGCUCUACCGUACACCAAAUACACAGACAGACAGUUAAAUACGGAGUAUAUAAAUCCCGUUUUCUGCUUUCUUCCCUCAUAGCUAGCUGCUUUAGCUUCGGAAUCGAAGACUUGAGGGAGAGUGGUUGAGCUAACAACAAGAGAGAGACAUGGAGCUGGAACCAAUGGCGUCAGCAAUCGGAGUAUCGGUGCCGGUACUGCGCUUCCUUUUGUGCUUCGUAGCCACAAUUCCGGUGAGCUGCCUCCACCGUUUUGUCCCCGGUGGUUCGUCCGGGAGGCACCUCUACGCCGCCCUCACCGGCGCCCUUCUCUCCUACUUGUCCUUUGGUUUCUCCUCCAACCUCCACUUCUUGGUGCCCAUGCUAUUGGGCUACGCUUCAAUGCUUCUUUACCGCCCUUACUGUGGGAUAAUCACUUUCUUCCUCGCCUUUGGCUACCUCAUUGGAUGCCAUGUAUACUACAUGAGUGGCGAUGCAUGGAAGGAAGGAGGAAUUGAUUCUACAGGAGCUUUAAUGGUGAUCACACUGAAAAUCAUUUCAUGUGUGAUGAAUUACCAAGAUGGAUUGCUGAAGGAGAAUGAUUUACGUGAGGCACAGAAACAAAACCGUUUGCUCAAAUUGCCAUCAUUAUUUGAGUACAUUGGUUACUGUCUUUGUUGUGGAAGUCAUUUUGCUGGUCCAGUGUACGAAAUGAAGGCUUACCUUGAAUGGACAGAGAGGAAAGGAAUCUGGAAGCCUGCAGGGAAAGAACGUCCGUCACCAUCACCUUUUGUGCCAACCUUAAGGGCUCUUCUUCAGGCUGCAUUUUGUAUGGGAUUGUAUCUGUACCUCGUACCAUAUUUCCCUCUUGCAAGGUUUAAUGAUUCAUUAUACCAAGAGUGGGGUUUCUGGAAACGGCUUGGUUACCAGUACAUGUCUGGCUUCUCUGCUCGUUGGAAAUAUUAUUUUAUCUGGUCAAUCUCAGAAGCCUCUAUUAUCAUUUCUGGCCUGGGUUUCAGUGGUUGGACCGAGUCUUCUCCCCCAAAACCACUGUGGGACCGUGCAAAAAACGUUGACAUAUUGGGUGUAGAGUUGGCAAAGAGUUCGGUUCAGUUGCCUCUUGUAUGGAACAUACAAGUCAGCACCUGGCUACGCCAUUAUGUUUAUGAGAGGCUUAUCAGCAAGGGCAAGAAACCUGGUUUCUUCCAGUUACUGGCAACGCAGACUGUCAGUGCUGUAUGGCAUGGCUUAUAUCCCGGGUAUAUGAUUUUCUUUGUACAAUCCGCUCUGAUGAUUGCCGGUUCAAGAGCCAUUUACAGAUGGCAGCAAGGUACUGGAAAUGCUAUCCUUAAGAAGAUCCUAGCAUUGAUGAACUUCGCUUACACCCUUUUGGUUCUCAACUACUCGUGUGUUGGUUUCUUGGUAUUGAGUCUCCAUGAAACACUUGCUGCAUACGGGAGCGUGUACUAUGUUGGAACGAUUGUGCCGGUUGUGUUGAUCAUGCUCGGGAACAUCAUUAAACCAGCAAAACCUGCGAGAUCCAAGGCUCGGAAAGAUCAGUGAGCAAGAUGUUUUUGGUGGAGUAUUAGAGCCUUAAUUUCUGCUAAUAGACCGACCUGUCGGUUUUGCAGGAGAUCUGUUUCCUUUCGCCAUGUUGGGCAUUGUAUUAUCAUUUCAAGUUUGUAGUACAAAUUUUUGUUUUUUUAAUGGAAUUCAGAAAUCAGAAUGACGGUUUAAUGCAUAACCAGUAAUGGGUGUGUAUUGUU
Molecule: messenger RNA, 1832 nt
Organism: Ipomoea nil (Japanese morning glory)
Lineage: Eukaryota; Viridiplantae; Streptophyta; Magnoliopsida; Solanales; Convolvulaceae
Product: lysophospholipid acyltransferase 1-like
Exons: 8
Coding region: 238-1629 (463 amino acids)
Biological process (GO): triglyceride biosynthetic process; lipid modification; phospholipid biosynthetic process
Cellular component (GO): endoplasmic reticulum; membrane
Molecular function (GO): acyltransferase activity
Source: RefSeq, a predicted model, not a curated record